Molecule: messenger RNA, 2020 nt
Organism: Amphimedon queenslandica
Lineage: Eukaryota; Metazoa; Porifera; Demospongiae; Haplosclerida; Niphatidae
Product: actin-related protein 5-like
Exons: 15
Coding region: 18-1970 (650 amino acids)
Source: RefSeq, a predicted model, not a curated record
CACCCACCACGUGGAGAAUGACUGAUUAUUCUUCUGACCUCUAUUGGUUCUCAGAUAGUCACGUGACUCCUGACCUACCACAGGACCAGUAUUAUUACAGUAGCCAUUGUUCAGCGAACACUCCAAUCAUCGUUGAUAAUGGAAGCUGGAAGUGUAGGGCGGGAUGGGGAUCACUUGACCAGCCUCAAUUUGUGUUUCGGAGCCUAAUGGCUCGAAUGAGAGGGAAAAGGGGAGAGAACGAUUUUACACUUGUCGGUAAUGAUAUCGGCAAUAUUGAGUCUCUUCGCUCGUCAAUCAAGAAUCAAUUUGAUAGGAACGUAGUAACAAAUUUUUCAAAUCAAGAACAAAUUUUUGAUCAUUUAUUUACAUUGCUUGGUCUAAGUAACGAAUCGUCAGUACAUCAUCCUGUGCUUGUCAGUGAGCCACCUUGUAACCCACCAUAUUGUAGGAACAUUAUGUCAGAGCUUCUCUUUGAAUGUUAUCAAGUCCCUUCGGUCUCUUAUGGAAUAGAUGCUUUAUAUAACUUGUAUCAUACUUUAGGUGGGCGUGUAAGUGACGCUCUGGUUAUUAAUUGUGGUUAUCAAACGACCCAUGUAUGCCCUGUACUGGAUGGACUAUUCCAGCCUGAUCAAUGCAAGAGGAUUAAUGUGGGAGGGUGGCAUAUAUCAAGUUACCUCCAGAGGUUGCUUCAGUUACGCUACCAAGCCUUGCAAUCGCUUAUAUCGCUGACAAGAGCAGAAGAACUAGUCCACACUCACUGCUUUGUGGCCGAGAGAUACAUAGAGAUGCUUUCAAAGAAGGACUGGCCUAAACUGACCGUCCAGUUGCCUUAUGUUGCAAUAGGAGGAGGAGGAGCUGUGGGCGGGGCUAGUAUUGAUCUUGCCAAGCAAGAGGAGAAAGUUUUACAAAGGAGAGAGAGGGCAAGGCAGCAUUUGUUGAGACUUAGUCAAACUAAAAGAGAGGAAAAAAUUGCUAGUUUGGAGGGACAAUUAGAAAAACUCAUUCAUCUCCAGCAAUUAGCAGCUGUCAUGUCGGAUCCAGAAGAAUAUAGACUAGCACUGGAAGAGUCUGGAUUUAAUUCUUUAGAGAGUGUCUUAAAGGAAAUUUCACAGAUUGAGGAAGUGUUAGAGAUAGAGAGAUCCCGUCUUUUAGCAACGCAGCAAAAAAUGCAAGAAGCAGCAACGCAGGCAGUGACAGGAGGAGGAGAGAGUAACGAGCCUAAAGUUGACUCUCAAUGGCUGCAAGUAUUACAAACAAGAAAGAAAGAGAUAUUGGAACAGAAAAGAGUUCGUAAUCAGCAGAAGCAAGAAUAUAGUAAGAGAAGGUCGGCAGCCUCGCAGGAUAGGAUGAGAAUCAUAUCACAAUUAGCUGAAGACAACUCAGGUAAAAAGAGUGGAAGCCAGCCUGAUACUUUUGGCAUGAAUGAUGAUGACUGGAACAUAUACAGAGCCAUUCAUAAGCCUGGGACUGGUGGUGGGUCUGAUAGUGAGAAGGAAGAAGCAGAACUGGCUGAGAUUAAUAAAGUAUUGCAGCAUCAUGAACCAGUCAAUCCUGCUGGAACUAGCUCACACUAUCAAUUACAAUUAGGUGUUGAACUGUGCAGAGCUUCAGAAGUGUUGUUCCAACCAUCAAUGAUAGGAUUGGAUCAGUGUGGUCUGAUCGAUGUUAUUGAAGCUGUACUUUCAGGGUAUACUCCUGACGUACAGAAUAGACUAAUGAAUUGUGUCUUUGUAUGUGGAGGUAGCUCACAAUUAAAAGGAAUGGAGGAAAGACUCAGUAUAGAGCUAACUGCAGCAAGACCAUUCCAGUCAACAUUCACAAUACUACCGGCUGCUGACAAGCUGCAUGGGAGCUGGAGAGGUGCAGCACUUUAUUCAUCAGAUGAGAGUGUGUGGUUUACACGAUCACGAUAUAUGGAGGAAGGGAUUGAGUAUCGUAUUGAACAUUUGGCCUCUAAUAGAUGCACAUGAUUUAAAUUGAUUUUAUUCAUCACAUUGUUUUAGCAUUGUUUUUAACUCAA